Messenger RNA from Ictidomys tridecemlineatus (thirteen-lined ground squirrel), 1192 nucleotides. It is a transcript of the gene Sult6b1, whose product is annotated as sulfotransferase family 6B member 1. The record is from RefSeq and is a predicted model, not a curated record. Lineage: Eukaryota; Metazoa; Chordata; Mammalia; Rodentia; Sciuridae. Gene Ontology annotation, molecular function: sulfotransferase activity.
ACAGAGCAGAUUCACUAGCAGGAAGUCAGCAUGGCAGAUAAGUCCAAAUUUAUUGAGUACAUUGAUGACGCUUUAGAAAAAUCAAAAGAAACUGCACUUUCUCGCUUAUUCUUCACCUAUCAGGGGAUUCCUUACCCAGUUACCAUGUGUACCUCAGAAACUUUCCAAGCGAUGGAUACCUUUGAAGCCAGGAGCGAUGACAUUGUGCUAGCAUCUUACCCAAAGUGUGGUUCAAAUUGGAUUCUUCACAUUGUCAGUGAAUUAAUAUUUGCUGUUUCUAAGAAAAAAUAUGAAUGUCCAGAAUUCCCAGUUCUUGAAUGUGGAGACUCAGAAAAAUAUCAGAGAAUGAAACAGUUUCCGUCACCAAGGAUUUUGACAACUCACCUCCAUUAUGACAAAUUACCUGGAUCCAUCCUGGAACAUAAAGUCAAGAUAUUGGUGAUAUUCCGCAACCCUAAAGAUACAGCGGUAUCUUUUUUCCAUUUCCACAAUGAUGUCCCUGAUAUUCCAAGCUAUGCCUCUUGGGAUGAAUUCUUCAGACAGUUCAUGAAAGGACAAGUUUCUUGGGGAAGCUAUUUUGAUUUUGCAAUCAAUUGGAACAAACACCUGGACAAUGAAAAUGUUAAGUUCAUACUAUAUGAAGACCUGAAAGAGAAUCUGACUACUGGAAUAAAACAAAUUGCUGAGUUCUUUGGAUUCUCUGUAACUGGGGAACAGAUUCAAACCAUCUCAGCCCAGAGUACCUUCCAAGCGAUGAGAGAAAAAUCUCAGGAGACGCAUGGUGCUGUUGGCCCAUUCCUGUUCCGCAAAGGUGAAGUUGGUGAUUGGAAAAACUUGUUCAGUGAAACUCAGAACCAGGAAAUGGAUGAAAAAUUCCAAGAGCUCUUAACAGGCACUCCCCUGGGAGUAAAGCUGAAGUAUGAAUCAUAUUGCCAGGCUUGAUUCUGGCCAAGUCAGCAGGCCUGAAUGUUUUCUUUUCCUUAAUCAUAAUUGAAGUUAGAUAAUUAUGAAAAAUUCAAAUAAUUAAAUAAUGAUAAUGAAACAACAUUUAAAUCUGAAUAAUAUAAAUUCAAUAAUAAUGAUAACAUCUGAAGUCUUUGAGCGCAAAUUUAAGUUUGUUCACCAUUUGAAGAAAAGGUUCACUUAUCUGUCCCAAAAGGACACUAUUAUUAAUGUGUUAUACUGUUUUUUU